Ogataea parapolymorpha DL-1 is the source of this 1896-nucleotide messenger RNA. RefSeq lists its product as uncharacterized. Gene Ontology annotation, molecular function: DNA-binding transcription factor activity, RNA polymerase II-specific; DNA binding; zinc ion binding. Gene Ontology annotation, biological process: DNA-templated transcription; regulation of DNA-templated transcription. The record is from RefSeq and is a predicted model, not a curated record. Bases 1 to 1896 code for a protein of 631 amino acids. NCBI's taxonomy places the organism in Eukaryota, Fungi, Ascomycota, Pichiomycetes, Pichiales, Pichiaceae. The transcript has a single exon.
AUGGAAAGAAGACGGGCUACGGUGACUUGUUUGAAAUGUCGUUCAAAGAAGAUCAAGUGCGAUGUCAGUGUCUCACAUCCUUGCUCCUCAUGCAGAAAGCAUGGCUUUGAGUGCAUCAAGUUUGAAAAAGACAGACGGAAGGAGAGACACGAUAGUAAAUAUAUUGAGUCGCUCGAGGAGGAGGUCAAGCUGCAGAAAGACGUCCUAGCGCAACUUCAAAGGCACAGUACGGAAAUUACACGGCUCAUUUCUGAGAGGACAACAACUCCGAGCACUGUUUCAAAGCCGACAGAAGACAAAGAAGACAGAAAUGCGUUGUAUCCAUGGACAGAGUCGUUUCCGCAGUACAAAAAUCAGUCACUCGCCGUUUACGGACCCACAAGUAUUUUCGAUAGCGUCUCGAUCCCAAACUCAGAGAUGGACGAAGUCGAUCAGCUGAAGCACCUCAACUCCAACUCUGAGAUUUUGGAGUGCAUCAAACUGUUUUUCAGAUGGCUUUAUCCCGAUAUGCAUUAUUUUCUUUAUCGGGAGGCCUUUCUUUUGGACUUUUUUCAUCCAAAAAUUGACUUUUCAUAUUGUUCGAAAGAGCUGGUCUUUUCGAUAUGCUCUAUCGGCUCGCUGCUCUCUGAAAAUGAGCAAAUAAGGCAGAAAUCAAAAACUUUUUACGAAAGGGCACGCCAGAGUCUACUCAAUAAAAUUGAUCACCCUACAAUUACUUCUCUGCAAAGCUUUCUAAUUUUGGGUUUGUACGAUAUCUAUAAUGGACGCAACAACGGAGGUUGGAUGCUCACAGGUAUUGGGUUACGUAUGGGUUUCAAUCUGGGUUUCCAGCUUAGUCCAAAAAGUUAUCAUCCAGAAGCCAAUGAAGAAGUCAACGAAACAAAUAUUGGGAUCCGCAGUCGUGUUCUCUGGGGCUCGUAUGUGGUGGACCAUUUCAUCAGUCUUAUUUUGGGUCGUCCUAGUGUUCUUAAAAUGAGCCAGGCAACAAUGGAAGAGUCCAACACCAUGCCUGACCUGUACUGGAUCAAGGAAUUUACUUAUACCGAUCCACAGAAGGUCGGUGACACACCAAAACGGAUUGACAUAGCCAAUCCUCUGAAAGCAACAAUUGAUCUCAUAAACAUCACAGAAGGCAUGUUGCAUGAUAUCUUUACUGGCACUGGUUUAAAAGAACAGUCGUUUCUACUGUCGGAGAAACUAGCACUUCUUCAAAAAUAUAACCGGCAGCUAGUCCACUGGAAAGAGCGUCUGCCAUCUGAAAUCAGUUGGCAUACUGAGGGCUUGCUUGAAGAGGGCACAGAUCCAACAAAAAUGGGACUCAAAUAUUACUAUUAUAUUGUCGUUCUCUGUCUCAAUAGACCCUUUAUCAGCCAUCGAGAAAAAUGUCCACAAUCAGUUUCCAUCUGCGAAUCCACCAUCGAUGAUCUCUAUAUGGCCGUCAUGACAUUUACAGGGCUGCAUGGAUAUAAUCGGUGCUCAAUCCUGAUUAUCUAUUCCUCUAUUUUAUCCGUCUCUGUUAUUCUGCUAUCAUCUGGCAAAAACGUUGCCAAAUAUUUAGAAGAGAACCCUGGGGCCGGAUCACAAUUUUUUGACUUCAUGGACGUUCUUCGCAAAGCCGGCAAGACUUGGAAGUUGGCAGAGAAAUCUUACACCAUGAUACGCUCGAGAUUGCUCAAUGAUUAUAGCUACGACUAUGAUCUCGGCUAUGCGGCGCAUAUCCAGGCUUCGCUUCCCCAACCAACGCCCAUGAGCCAAACUCCCCGUGACCCAAACCCGCUCGAUAGUACUUUUGGUGGUCCACCACUAUAUAUGACCUCCGAAGAUAUUGAUAUUUGGGGUUCACUGUUUCCCGACUACGAUCUCGAGGAACCAUUAGACCCGCUUAUCAAAAAAUAA